AGCAAAGGCUCCAUGGAGAGGAGAUAUCGUCUCUACCAGCCACACAUUGCCUGAGAGAGAAUUCCCUUCUUUCUCUCCCUCGUUGAGGAACAGAGGAUGAAUGGAGAAGCGAUGGACAUGUCCCUGGAGUCAUCAUCCCAGGUGGUGGAGAAAAGCACCGUCGGGGGGAUGUCAGCGGCACCUGAGCCGGCAUUCACGACGGCAGCAGCCGGUAACGGCUCCCUGCCUCCCCCGCACACCAUGGCCCCGGCCAUCCCGCCCUACGUCAAGCUUGGCCUUACUGUGGCCUACACCGUCUUCUACUCUCUCCUCUUUGCCUUCAUCUAUGCCCAGCUGUGGCUGGUGCUCCGAUACCGACACAAGCGCUUCAGCUACCAGACGGCCUUCCUCUUCCUGUGUCUACUGUGGGCCGCGCUGCGCGCCCUCCUCUUCUCCUUCUACUUCCGCGACUGCGUCACGGCCAACACGCUGGGGCCCUUCGCCUUCUGGCUGCUCUACUGCUUCCCCGUCUGCCUGCAGUUCUUCACGCUGAGCCUCAUGAACCUCUACUGCGCCCAGGUUUACUUCAAGGCAAAGUCCAAGUAUACCCCAGAGCUCCUUAAAUACAAGCUCCCUCUCUACCUGGUCUUCUUGGCGGUCAGUCUUCUCUUCCUGGUGGUCAACCUGGCCUGUGCCCUGCUGGUUAAGAUGACCGCCACCGAGGUCAAGACCAUUGUCCUGGUCAGAGUCACCAUCAACGAUACGCUCUUCGUGCUCUGCGCCGUCUCGCUGUCCAUCUGCCUUUACAAAGUGGCUAAGAUGUCCCUGGCCAGCAUAUACCUCGAGUCCAAGGGAACGUCGGUGUGUCAGGUGACUUUGAUUGGCGUCCUGGUGGUUCUGCUGUACGCAUCACGGGCCUGCUACAACCUGGUGGUGCUUGCUCUGACCAACAUCGAGACCAUCAACUCUUUCGACUACGACUGGUACAACGUGUCCGACCAGGCUGACUUGAGGUCCACUCUGGGGGACGCUGGCUACAUCGUGUUCGGGGUGAUCCUUUUUGUCUGGGAACUGCUGCCAACCUCCCUGGUGGUCUUCUUCUUCAGGGUCCGCAGGCUGCCACAGGACAGGAGUGGAUCAGGGAUCCCGAACCACGUGCUCUCGUCCAGAGGUUACUUCUUUGACAACCCCCGUCGGUACGAUAGCGACGAUGACCUGGCGUGGAGCAUCCCUCCUCAGAACAACUCCACAAGCCUAGUUACAGACUGCUAUGACUGGGGCAGCCACAACAGCAGUUUCACUGUCCAAAAGGGGACGGACGAACAACGGUUGGCACCGGUGACGGGAGAGCUUCAUCCAUACUGAGACAUAAGUCCAGGGUCGGGGUCAAUUCCAUUUCAAUUCAUUCAAAUCAGGAAGCAAAAAUUCCAAUUCCGAUUUUCCUAAUUGAAAUGCAAAAAAAAUGGAAUUGACCACAACUCUGAACCAGUCCACACUGCACUGUACAGCACCGCAAUGCACUUUGUAAACUUUGACACUUCUCGACAGCAUCCGUAUUUUGUCCAUCAGCCACCGUACUGCAUUAGUCACUUAGUGAUAAUGUAGACCAGUGGUUCCAAAACUAUUUCACUCGGGCCCCCCUUCCAUCAUUGGGGAACAUCCCGUUAGCUGACAUGGGCUAGUUGAUCUGGACAUUUCUGACAAGUUAUCGAAGGUAUGCAAUUAAUGACAAGAGGAAAACGGAUGAUACACUACCCAAAAUUGUGCCUUGUGCAUUCUACUAUUACAACUUUCAAGAGUAAGUUGUAAGCCUGACAGUUCCUCAAAAAAAAAAAAAACUCUGUGUCCCCCGCCCCACAGUUUGGGAACCACUGAUAGACAUUUUAGAAAGUCAUCGAGAAAACCCGUGAAAUAAACCCAUACUAUAAGCUAGCACUAAGUCAUGCACAAACAUAUACAUUAAGGUAGUUGACCUUAGACAAUAUCCUAAAGCCUGUAUAUACAAUGAUACAAAUACAGAAACAAAAUCAUGUCAUAUCUAUAUCCGGAGUAAAUAUGACUAUGAACAUACGUUAAUUUAUUGGUGAUGUAAUGGUGAAAAAAACUGUAUUCUAUAUUUCUAACAGGAAUUUUUUUUUUUAUUGUAAUUUGUAAUGAAGAAAGUUUCACUGAUCAGAUGCUCUAUUUUGUGUCCUCUUUUCUGUCUGUAUCGUGGUCGGUAUUGACACAAACAUAAAUAAAAGGUCAUUUGUGGUGACAGCUUA
Molecule: messenger RNA, 2243 nt
Organism: Salvelinus namaycush (lake trout)
Lineage: Eukaryota; Metazoa; Chordata; Actinopteri; Salmoniformes; Salmonidae
Product: G protein-coupled receptor 137Ba-like
Exons: 7
Coding region: 97-1344 (415 amino acids)
Biological process (GO): positive regulation of TORC1 signaling; regulation of autophagy; negative regulation of osteoclast differentiation
Cellular component (GO): lysosomal membrane
Source: RefSeq, a predicted model, not a curated record